UAAGAUGUCUGUAAAAUUAAUGAGACAUCCUUUAACAUGUAGAUCAGAAAGUGACUAAAAAACUCCUAAGGGAUUUAUUAGAGAAACAGGAAUGGAAAGAACCACCCGCUCCUCCUUAGCUCUCCCUUCUGUCAAACCAGUGCACAAUCGAUCUGCUAACAUCACCGAUAGGGCAAGCUGCCAGCCCCUUUCUCCUUUGCCAGGGCUACAUGGGUCAGGGUAAAGGUGGCUAUUCUAAAACCAGGCAUCUGCCUCAAAAAACGUUUAGGAAGAUGUCUUUUCCUUGCUCACUAGGGGACAAUUCUUUUGGCAUGAUAUUAGCAAAAAUACAGUAUUGUAAUUACUUUAGGUAUUUUUCUGCAUCACUAGAAGAAUCAACAUCAUUUACUUGAUGUUUAUUCUGCUUAAUGUUUUAUUGUCUUUUUAAUCCAACUUUGUUGGUUAAGUUCUUUCAUGUAAAAUUUUAUUGAUCAAAAAUGGAUAUAGUUCAUUUAAGCAAAUAAGCUCUAAUUUUACCAUAUAAUUAGUACAUAUAAACAAUACUGGCUACUUAACAUGUAAAUAGUAAUGCAUUCAUGUUAUUAGGAACUGAAUGUUUGGUCCCUCCACAAUUCAUACGUUGAAACCUAACCCCCAAUGUGAUGGUAUUAGGAGGUGGGGCCUUUUGGGAGGUGAUUAGGUCAUGAGGGUGGAGCCCUCAUGAUGGGGUUAGUGCUCUUUAAAAGAGACCCUGGAGAGCUCUCUCACCCCUUCUCCCAUACGAGGUCACAGAGAGAAGACAGCCUUCUAGGAACCAGUAAGGAGGUACUCACCAGACAUCGAAUCUGCCGGCAUCUUGAUCUUGGACUUCUCAGCCUCUAGAACUAUGAGAAAUCUGAGGAUUAGACAUUGAGGAAUUUACUCAAGAUCAGAGAGUCAAGGCUUGAGUUUCUAGUCCAUCCACCUCCAAAGUCUAUGUUCCUAAUUACUGAUGCACUGAGCGGGACGAGGUCAACUUGGAGGUGUGUUACUGCAAGUGUCUUUAUAAGAGGCAGUAGGAUUGUAAAUUCCUUGGGAGCAGAGGUUGCACCUUUGCAACCCUAGGAGUUAGGUUCGCCUACAGAGCCGGCAGGUGUGAAUGGAAGGAGGCGGAACCUGGAUAAGUCCGACUGGGAACCCAGGGUUGCGGCUGUAUGUGGGACGAGGCUUCGAGAGCGGAUGAAGGGAAAAGAGUGAGAAGUGUGACUUGAACCUCCUGUCCACAAGACGCCUAUGGUGUGGGGAGAGGUAGUGAUAAAGCACUGGGGAAACGCUAGGACGGUAGAAUCACUUCCAGGGCGCGGCAGGAGCCCCAGAGGAGUUUUCGGGAAGGAGACAUUUAUUUGUGCAGGGUUUUGGAAGACAAGCCACCUACAGGAACCUCCCGUCUUCCGUCUUUGGUCCGCCCGGAGAGAAGCACGCUCCCCGCCGGCGAGAGGCCGCGCGGCACCUGCGCGUGCGCGCCACCGCGCGCUCUCUUAAGCCCGCCUCUUCCGUUUGGCUCCUGGGGGGCGUGGCGGCGCUGGCAAGAUGGCUGCGCCCGAGGAGAUGAUGUUUCCGGGGAAACCGAGCCACAAAAAGUACAGGGCCGCCCUGAAGAAGGAGAAACGAAAGAAACGUCGGCAGGAACUCGCUCGAUUGAGAGACUCAGGACUAUCACAGGAGGAGGAGGAGGACACUUUUAAUGAAGAACAACAACUAGAAGAAGAGAAGCAGUUGGAGAUAGAGAGGCAAAAAUUACAUGAGGAGUGGUUGCUGCGGGAGCAGAAGGCACAAGAAGAAUUCAGAAUAAAGAAGGAAAAGGAAGAGGCAGCUAGAAAACGACAGGAAGAGCAAGAGAGAAAGUUAAAGGAAGAAUGGGAAGAGCAGCAGAGAAAAGAGAGAGAAGAGGAGGAGCAGAAGCUACAGGAGAAGAGAGAGAGAGAGGAAGCUGUGCAGAAGAUGCUGCAGCAGGCUGAAAAUGAGCUGGAAAAUAGUACCACAUGGCAAAAUCCAGAACCACCCACAGACAUAAGAGUAAUGGAGAAAGAUCGAGCUAAUUGUCCAUUCUACAGUAAAACAGGAGCUUGCAGAUUUGGAGACAGGUGUUCACGUAAACACAAUUUCCCAGCAUCGAGUCCCACCCUUCUUAUUAAAAGCAUGUUUACAACGUUUGGAAUGGAGCAGUGCAGAAGGGAUGACUAUGACCCCGACGCCAGCCUGGAGUACAGUGAAGAGGAAACCUACCAGCAGUUCCUGGACUUCUAUGACGACGUGCUCCCUGAGUUCAAGAACGUGGGGAAAGUGAUCCAGUUCAAGGUCAGCUGCAACUUGGAACCUCAUCUGAGGGGCAAUGUGUAUGUUCAAUAUCAAUCGGAAGAAGAAUGCCAAACAGCCCUCUCUCUGUUUAAUGGACGGUGGUAUGCAGGACGCCAGCUUCAGUGCGAAUUCUGCCCGGUGACCCAAUGGAAGAUGGCAAUUUGUGGUUUAUUUGAAAUACAACAAUGUCCAAGAGGAAAACACUGCAACUUUCUCCAUGUGUUCAGAAAUCCCAACAAUGAAUUUUGGGAAGCCAACAGAGACAUCUACCUGUCUCCAGAUCGGACUGGCUCCUCCUUCAGUAAGAACUUGGAGAGGAGAGAGAGGAUGGGCCACCAUGACAAAUACUACAGCAGGCCGAGGAGGAGGAGAAGCCCUAGCCCGGCCCAUUCCUACAAAAGAAAUGGGGAAGCAGAGAGAAAAAGGAGAAGUAGUCACAGAGGGAAGAAAUCUCACAAACACACAUCAAAAAGUCGGGAAAGGCACAGUUCACGGAGUGGAGGAAGAAAAAGGGCCCGCAGCCGGGGCCGGGGCAGCCGAAGCCAGAGCCGCCGGAGCCGCAGCUCCUCGAGGUCCAGGAGUCAUGGUGGGAGGAGGUCAGGUAGCAGAGACAGAACUAUUCAUAGUCCCAAAUCCAAAUAAAGCUAUUUUGUUCUUAAA
Molecule: messenger RNA, 2976 nt
Organism: Diceros bicornis minor
Lineage: Eukaryota; Metazoa; Chordata; Mammalia; Perissodactyla; Rhinocerotidae
Gene: ZRSR2
Product: zinc finger CCCH-type, RNA binding motif and serine/arginine rich 2
Exons: 13
Coding region: 1549-2958 (469 amino acids)
Biological process (GO): mRNA splicing, via spliceosome
Cellular component (GO): U2AF complex; spliceosomal complex
Molecular function (GO): pre-mRNA 3'-splice site binding; metal ion binding
Source: RefSeq, a predicted model, not a curated record